Messenger RNA from Musa acuminata AAA Group (dessert banana), 1713 nucleotides. Its product is annotated as glutamate-1-semialdehyde 2,1-aminomutase, chloroplastic-like. The record is from RefSeq and is a predicted model, not a curated record. Gene Ontology annotation, molecular function: pyridoxal phosphate binding; glutamate-1-semialdehyde 2,1-aminomutase activity; transaminase activity. The coding region runs from base 76 to 1500 and encodes 474 amino acids. Gene Ontology annotation, biological process: tetrapyrrole biosynthetic process. Lineage: Eukaryota; Viridiplantae; Streptophyta; Magnoliopsida; Zingiberales; Musaceae. The transcript is spliced from 3 exons. Gene Ontology annotation, cellular component: chloroplast.
CCCCGACAAAUAAUACCAAAUCAACAUCGACUCCUCUUAUCUCUUCAUCCCUAAGAGCGAGAGCGAGGGAGAGAUAUGGCGGGCCUCGCAGGCGUUGGGCUCUCGUGGAGGUCAUCGACCCCGUCUCUCGUCCCGCUGACGUCCACGAAGCCGUCGUGCGCGGGUCGCCGCGUUUCCAUCGCCGUGCGGAACGCCAUCUCCGUCGAGGGGAAGAGCUACACGCUCCAGAAAUCCGAGGAGAUCUUUAACGCCGCCAAGGAAUUGAUGCCUGGAGGUGUAAAUUCUCCUGUUCGAGCCUUCAAAUCAGUUGGUGGUCAGCCAAUAGUUUUUGAUUCUGUUAAAGGUUCUCACAUGUGGGAUGUUGAUGGUAACGAAUACAUUGACUAUGUUGGUUCAUGGGGUCCUGCUAUCAUUGGGCAUGCUGAUGAGAAGGUGAAUGCUGCCUUGAUUGAGGCCCUGAAAAAAGGCACAAGCUUUGGUGCUCCCUGUGUGUUAGAGAAUGUAUUGGCGGAGAUGGUCAUCUCAGCAGUGCCGAGUAUUGAAAUGGUUCGCUUUGUAAAUUCAGGUACAGAAGCUUGCAUGGGUGUUCUCCGCCUUGCACGUGCAUUUACUGGCCGACCAAAGAUCAUCAAGUUUGAAGGCUGUUAUCAUGGGCAUGCUGAUCCAUACCUUGUCAAGGCUGGCAGUGGGGUUGCCACUCUUGGCCUUCCUGACUCCCCGGGCGUUCCAAAGGGAGCCACCAUAGAUACUCUAACCUCACCUUACAAUGAUCUUGAAACCAUAAAGAGUCUAUUUGACACCCAUAAAGGUGAGAUUGCUGCUGUUAUCCUCGAACCAGUUGUUGGGAAUGCUGGCUUCAUCACACCAAAACCUGACUUCUUGAAUGGCCUCCGUGAAAUCACAAAGCAAGAUGGUGCUCUCCUCAUAUUUGAUGAGGUGAUGACUGGGUUCCGUCUGGCUUAUGGUGGGGCUCAAGAAUAUUUUGGCAUUACACCUGAUCUAACCACACUUGGAAAAGUCAUUGGGGGUGGCCUUCCUGUUGGUGCUUAUGGUGGUAGGAAAGACAUCAUGCAGAUGGUUGCACCUGCAGGACCAAUGUACCAGGCAGGCACCCUCAGCGGGAAUCCAUUGGCAAUGACUGCUGGCAUUCACACUCUUAGAAGGUUGAUGGAGCCCGGGUCUUAUGAUUACCUAGAGAAAAUCUCCUCUGAUCUUGUUAAUGGUAUUUUGGAUGCUGGAAAGAGAGCCGGUCAUGAGAUGUGUGGUGGGUCUAUCCGUGGAAUGUUUGGAUUCUUUUUUACAGAGGGACCGGUUUACAAUUUCCAGGAUGCAAAAAUGAGUGACACUGCAAAAUUUGCAAGGUUUUAUAGGGGAAUGUUGGAGGAAGGUGUGUAUCUAGCUCCCUCACAGUUCGAGGCGGGAUUCACAAGCUUGGCACAUACAUCUAAAGAUAUCGACCAAACAGUCGAGGCUGCUGAGAGGGUUUUUCGAAGGAUUUAAAACAAAAACUGAUCUAUCUGUUAGUUGCUAGAAUUGCUUGCUUCCAUUGGGUCAUCUUCUUUAACAUGUUUGUAGUCAGAGUUAAAUGCAUUUGUUGUUGUGGAGUCUGGUCACAUGAGACUGCACUUGUUUCGAGUUCUGAUCCUUUUCCUUCUCGGGUUGAAUUUUGUAAUAUUUAUAAUGAUUCAGUAUCUUCAUGAUUUCUGGGUGAAA